UUCUUGGUGAGCUUGUGUCGCUUUGUCACCCAAAUAGGCAUCGUGUUUACGUGGUUGCGUUCACUGCCUGGCCACCGUUUUGCUGCUUGCGUCAGAGUCGACCUCGGUUCGGCGCUCUAAACAGAAAAUCGACCUUGCUACCGUAGUAUUUGGGCUUUAGAUCCACUGCUUAUCAAAUCUAGGCUCAAGAAUGCAGCUGCUCGGUGGUCGGCAGUCUGUGGCGCACGGCCGUGCUGCCGGUUCGCGCCGCUCGGUGCCUCAGGCGCCCGCGCUUCCUCGCUCUCUGGGUCAGCCGAGUACUGCUGAUGCGCUCUUGGGCCGCUCGGCGGGGCUCCGCACUGCGCCCGGUCUAAGGCUCGCCGCUCCGCUCGCGGAGCUGUGCGCGUAGAGGCUUUCUUCAACAAGCUUUUUAAGACCGAUCCCUCGGCCGGUACUCGUAAUAAGUACCAGUCGCGUGUGGACCAGGUGAACGCUCUGGAGCCGGCCAUGCAGGCUCUGUCCGAUGACCAGCUGCGCGCUAAGACCACGGAGUUCAAGGAGCGCGUGAAGAAGGGCGAGUCGCUGGAGAGCAUUCUGCCGGAGGCAUUCGCGGUGGUGCGCGAGGGCUCCCGCCGCGUGCUGGGCCUGCGCCCCUUCGACGUGCAGCUCAUUGGCGGCAUGAUCCUGCACGAGGGCCAGAUCGCGGAGAUGCGCACCGGCGAGGGCAAGACGCUGGUGGCGGUGCUGCCCGCCUACCUGAACGCGCUGACGGGUCGCGGCGUGCACGUGGUGACGGUGAACGACUACCUGGCACGCCGUGACUCGGAGUGGGUGGGCCAGGUGCACCGCUUCCUGGGCCUGUCCGUGGGCCUCAUCCAGGCUGACCUGAAGCCCGAGGCGCGCCGCGCCGCCUACGCCUGCGACGUGACGUACGUGACCAACAGCGAGCUGGGCUUUGACUACCUGCGCGACAACCUGGCGGCGGCCCCCGCCGAGCUGGUGCUGCGUGAGGCCACGCCCUUCAACUUCUGCGUCAUUGAUGAGGUGGACUCCAUCCUCAUUGACGAGGCGCGCACGCCGCUCAUCAUCAGCGGGAUGAGCGACAAGCCCUCCACCAAGUACGUCAAGGCGCACAAGAUCGCGGACGCCUUGUCCCGCGACGUGCACUACACCGUGGACGAGAAGCAGAAGUCGGUGCUGCUUGACGGAGGACGGAUACGAGGCGGUGGAGGACGUGCUGCAGGCCGCUGCCGUAUCGCCACGCCUGGGACGCACCCGUACCGCCUUCCUGUGACUGACCUGUACGACCCGCGCACCCAGUGGGCCUCCUACAUCAUCAACGCGCUCAAGGCCAAGGAGCUGCAGAUCAAGAACGUCAACUACAUUGUCAAGGCCGGAGAGGUGAUCAUUGUGGACGAGUUCACUGGCCGCACCAUGCCCGGGCGCCGCUGGAGCGACGGCCUGCACCAGGCUGUGGAGGCCAAGGAGGGGCUGGAGAUCCAGAACGAGAACAUCACCCUGGCCUCCGUGUCCUACCAGGCCUUCUUCCGCGGCUUCCCCAAGCUGGCGGGAACAGCUGUGGCUGUCCAAGGGCACCGCCAGUUCCAGAUCGAUCACGCGGAAGGCUCCCCGGGGGAGCUGCGCUGGCGGUUGGCACGGCACGCGACUGGGAGCAGGGUAGCUGCGCAGGGGGCUCGGGGGGUGAGCUGACGGUUGGCACGGCACGCGACUGGGAGCGGGUAGUUGCCGCGGGCGGCCGACUGGAAGCAUGUUUGAUAUUCAGGGGCGGUAGUAUAAAUGCAGCUGCACACCCGUUGCGUCAGCCCCUUGGCAGCCGAACACUGCAGUAUUCUGACCUGUCGCCAUGCUUGCGUGUCAUGUUUACAGCUGUGGGUAUGCCUCUGACCCGGGCCCGAACCACGGCCGCCCCAGCCUACCAGUCGCUCUUGGACUGGCGAGAGCACCCUCCACGGCACUCAGAAAGCAAAGCCAACGGCAGCCCCUGGACUGACCGCGAACACGUGACGCCGCCGCGCUCCCCUUGAGAGCUGGGCAGGCGAUAAGAAGAACAGCCUGGAACAGAGGGAUGACACGCCCCCUCUUUCAGGACCUCGAAGUUAGCGGAGCGAGCUCCGGUGAAGGCUAAUCCACCGGAGCUGGAUGAGAGCGGCCAAAACGGCGAGUGUCAUCCCUCCGCCUGGAACAGCUCGCUGAAAACACACCACAGACCAAGCGCGCAUCCUAUGAAGCGAAACACUCGCACCCAGAAGCCACUUCAACAUGCUUAACAGGCCCCCCGCUUCACCUCUACCAAGCCGCAAGUUGGCGACGACCCGCGACGACAGAGCCAGCAAGUACGCACAAAGCCACCACACUGCGCCCCUAACAACUGCAGCGAGUCCCUAUCACGAAAGAUGCAUGCGUGUGUGCGUGCCCAGAGUUGAGAAUUUAUGUCACGUCCUUCUAGUCCUUCCUGAGUUUAUGGUAGGCAUCGGGGCUCAGGUCCUCCUGCAGCUGCUUCGCAGGCAGCCAGAGCUGGAAAGCGGCUUCCUGCUGCAUUGAGGGUGGUCUGGCAUUCCUGACACAGGAUGUUUCAGAGCCGCUCAGCCUCUGGAGGGCUCUGCACAGGCCUCUAAAGGGCUCUAUCUGGAGCGCUCUGAGGGCUCCUGAGGGCUCUGGCGGGCUCUGAGGGCUCUGGAGGGCUUUGGGGGGCUCUGGAGGUUGGUAACGCGCAUGCGUGGCGGGCCAGUACCCAGUUGGCCCAAUAUCCAGUUCCAGAGGCCGUGCGUGGCAACAUACACCAUGCUGAAUGUCAGUCGAGGUGGGUAUUAAGGAUUUAAUGGAUUCCAGACGUUGCAUGUUUGGCAGGCCGGCAGCGCCGCACCAAUGAAAGCCCCACGGUCGUACACCUAACAUGGAGCACACCCAGCCCAAUAUAGCGCAAGCCCACCGUCCGCAGACCGCAAGCACUUACUGGCAUCACCACUAGCCUAUUACCACGCAGCGCUUUAGCGUCUCCAAUAGCCGCGAGAGGCAGGCAUGACGCCACGUGCCUGUGGCAAGCUGGGUCAGUGGCUAGGCUACUCAUAUAGGUUGUAUGGCUGAGCGCGGCUCAGUCUGAGUCCAGCACGCAAGCGGCCUGCGCGUCGAAGGAGAAUAUGGGCUGCGCCAGCACACAAGUGAGCACCGGCAAGUUUUCAAUCCAGCACUACCGGCAAGGCGUGAGGAGUGGCACGGUGCACCAUGCAGUGGAUGCAGGCUGCCUGCACGGCGUCACGGUUAUGGGCGGAGCCCAGGAUAGUGGGGUUGGCGGGCGACUCUGGCCGCGCCGUAGAGCCUUGUCCGUGUUGAUAGAUGUCUUGUAAAUCCUGUCCAGG
Molecule: messenger RNA, 3356 nt
Organism: Chlamydomonas reinhardtii
Lineage: Eukaryota; Viridiplantae; Chlorophyta; Chlorophyceae; Chlamydomonadales; Chlamydomonadaceae
Exons: 11
Coding region: 487-1689 (400 amino acids)
Biological process (GO): protein import; protein targeting
Cellular component (GO): membrane
Molecular function (GO): ABC-type protein transporter activity; ATP binding
Source: RefSeq, a predicted model, not a curated record